Molecule: messenger RNA, 800 nt
Organism: Bursaphelenchus xylophilus (pine wood nematode)
Lineage: Eukaryota; Metazoa; Nematoda; Chromadorea; Rhabditida; Aphelenchoididae
Source: the annotation of a GenBank genome assembly
AUGACCGAAGAGAAUAAAAACGGAUCAGAUGAGAUUUUGACACCUAUAGACAAGAUAAUCGAAACUAUAAAGGAACUUCAAAGCGACUUGGAAUUUCUUCCUCCUUUUCGGGAUGAUGUUGUGACUGUUUGUGUCGAAGAAAUAAAGCGACUAUAUGAGUUGAAUGAUGAGGCUAUGUAAGUUUUCGUUUUCUAUUUUAUCGAUUUAGACAAAAUACAAGGAACACAACAAAUUCGGCAGAUUCCCCUGAAUUUCAAAUUAUAAGAAUUCGGCAGGAAAUGAUGGAAAGAAUAAAAAGAACUACUUACGCCUAUUUAAAUGAAAGAAUAAAACGGAUUAAAGAGUUCAAAUGGACGCAUGCUGGGGCGUUGUCAUCCGUUUUUCAGGUAAUUGCUAACUUUCUUACGUUAGCACCGAGUAUUAUUAUUUUCUUGUUCAUCUGUAUUUUUAGGCAAAUAUGUCGGACAAAGAGAAGCUGUGGUUGAAGGAGUACACUGGGAGCUUGUUCUCGUUUCAGCAGAAUAUUGGGAAAGCCGUAGACGAAGAGACAGAUGGUGUAAAUCUGAUCGAUGCCAUGUACCCACCCAAGAACAACUUGGUUCCGGUUAGUGUAUUACACGAUUAUGGAGAAAUAGAGACGAUCGAUGGAGUCGUGGUAGUCAUGAAAGCCAAGACGGUGGUCAGUUUUUUAUUUCUUUUUUGUUGAGUUUAGCCAAAUUACUAUUGCGUCGUUUUAGCACUGCAUUCCUCGGAUCGACAUUGAACCUUUGAUUCGGAAAGAAAUCAUAAGGCUCUUAUAA